GGGAGAGAUUUAAAGGGCGUUCCGCUCCCAGAGCUGGCCCCACGACUCAUUUUACCCCGUCGAUCUCCGUGCUAUUCCCUUCUCUCCUCAUACCAUGGCUGCUCCGCUCUUUGAUUGUUUGAUUGUCGGUGGGGGUCCUGCUGGCCUGGCUGCUGCCCUCGGUCUCUGUCGGGCGAUCCGCACGGCGGUUGUUUUUGACUCCAAGAGUUACCGCAACCCGACCGAGCAUAUGCACAAUGUCUCCACCUGGGAUCAUGCCAAUCCCCAUGACUACCGGCUCGCCGCGCGCAAAGAGCUGACCGAGGGCCGUUACAACACCGUGACGCUGGCUGACGUGGCCUUGCACAAGAUCUGGAAGCUCGACUCCGGUGAGUUCGAGGCCACUGAUGCUGUCGGCAAGGUCUGGAAGGGGCGGAAGUUGAUCCUGGCCACCGGUGUGAAGGAUGAGAUCCCGGAGCUGCCAGGAUAUGCCGACUGCUGGUCCAAGUCCAUCUACCACUGCCUCUUCUGCCACGGAUUCGAAGAGCGCGGUGCCCCCUCCGUCGGCGUCCUGGCCAUUGGCCCGGUUGCCAACCCCAAACCCGCCGAACAUCUCUCUCGACUCGCCCACAACCUUGCCAAGACCGUCACCAUCUAUACCAAUGGCAAUGGGGAGCUCGCAGCGCAGCUCCGCCCUUCGAUCGAGAAGGACCAAUGGUUGACCCUGGACAACCGGGUCAUCAAGCAACUCCACAAGACUGACGGCAUUCCCGUCCGGGUGGAGCUGGAGGAUGGCACCACGAAGGAGGAGGGGUUCUUGGUUCAUGCCAUGAAGACGACGCCGCGCUUGGACUUCGAGCAUAACCUGAACUUGGAGCUCUCGGCGCAGGGCACAGAGCUCGUGGCGAGUCCUCCCUUCAGUGAGACCACCACACCGGGCUGCUUCGCCACGGGCGACUGCGGCAUGGCCAUCAAGGCGGCCAGUAUGUCCAUGAGUAAUGGAUCGCUGGCAGCGGUGGGUGUGGUCUCGCAGCUGGCGUUUGAUGAGAAGGCGAAAUAAGUGUGAUAUCCAAGUGGAAGUAGUUCAUGAGCGAGUCCUUUGUUAUAAUAAUUUCCUUAUCCAGUGAACCUGUGUCGAAGCCGCGUCUGUAAUUAUAUUGUGGUAAUUUCGUCAAGACAACAUGUAGAUAUUAGUGGCUUAGAGAUGAGUGGAGAGUCUGUAAAUCAUUUUACCCCAA
Molecule: messenger RNA, 1217 nt
Organism: Aspergillus pseudotamarii
Lineage: Eukaryota; Fungi; Ascomycota; Eurotiomycetes; Eurotiales; Aspergillaceae
Exons: 2
Coding region: 95-1039 (314 amino acids)
Molecular function (GO): oxidoreductase activity
Source: RefSeq, a predicted model, not a curated record